AUGCUCGAUGUUGUCCAGAGGAGCGAUCUCUGGCUCUCUUCCAUGAUGCCGCCGCGCGAUGUAACUGGCCGAUACGACCCUUCUGCCAGUUCUAUUAACCUUAGGCAGUUCAAAAAUUUGAAUAACAAAAUUUCUUUGGGAUCCUCUUAG
Molecule: messenger RNA, 150 nt
Organism: Acanthoscelides obtectus
Lineage: Eukaryota; Metazoa; Arthropoda; Insecta; Coleoptera; Chrysomelidae
Source: the annotation of a GenBank genome assembly